Molecule: messenger RNA, 1533 nt
Organism: Penicillium malachiteum
Lineage: Eukaryota; Fungi; Ascomycota; Eurotiomycetes; Eurotiales; Aspergillaceae
Product: IscS subfamily cysteine desulfurase
Exons: 2
Coding region: 1-1533 (510 amino acids)
Biological process (GO): [2Fe-2S] cluster assembly
Cellular component (GO): mitochondrion; nucleus; cytosol
Molecular function (GO): pyridoxal phosphate binding; cysteine desulfurase activity
Source: RefSeq, a predicted model, not a curated record
AUGCCUGCUACUACUCCCGCCGCUUGGAGACAGGCCUCUCGCGCCUGCGCCAGGCGCCUAUCAUCCCAAGGUGCUUGGGCUGUUCCUCGCCGUGUUCCUUUCGCCGGUGCCCGCGGCGUUCGUUCUUAUGUCACCGAGACCAAGGCCGACCAUGCUCAAGUCAACGUCGAAACCGCCAUCAAGGAGGAACAAAAGUCGUUUAUGAAGAAGGCUGGAGUUGCCCCUGGUGCUGUUAAAUUGCCUGGCACUCCUGCCUCUGCCGACGCUGCCAUGAGUCCCGCCGCUGCUGUUCUCAAGCAGGCGACUGUUAUGGACCAGGGAACCCGCCCUAUUUACCUCGAUAUGCAAGCUACCACCCCCCUUGAUCCCCGCGUUCUCGAUGCUAUGCUGCCAUACCUUACCGGAAUCUACGGAAACCCCCACUCGCGAACACACGCCUACGGUUGGGAAUCGGAGAAGGCUGUCGAAGAGGCCCGUGAACAUAUCGCCAAGCUGAUCGGUGCCGACCCCAAGGAGAUCAUUUUUACCAGCGGUGCCACAGAGAGUAACAACAUGAGUUUGAAAGGUGUGGCCCGUUUCUUUGGACGUUCCGGAAAGAAGAACCACAUCAUCACUACUCAGACUGAGCACAAGUGUGUCCUUGACAGCUGCCGUCACUUGCAGGAUGAAGGCUUUGAGGUCACCUACCUGCCAGUCCAGAACAACGGUCUCAUUCGUAUGGAAGAUCUGGAGGCUGCUAUGCGUCCCGAGACCGCCAUUGUCAGUGUCAUGGCUGUCAACAACGAGAUUGGUGUGAUUCAGCCCUUGGAGGAGAUCGGCCGUCUCUGUCGAUCUAAGAAGGUCUUCUUCCACACCGAUGGUGCUCAGGCUGUCGGCAAGAUUCCUCUUGAUGUGAACAAGCUCAACAUUGAUUUGAUGUCCCUUUCCAGCCACAAGAUUUACGGCCCCAAGGGUGUUGGAGCUUGCUACGUGCGUCGUCGCCCUCGUGUUCGUCUCGAUCCCCUCAUCACCGGUGGAGGUCAGGAGCGUGGUCUGCGCAGCGGUACCUUGGCUCCUCAUCUGGCUGUUGGAUUUGGUGAGGCCUGUCGCCUUGCUCUUCAAGAUAUGGAGUAUGACACAAAGCACGUGGAGCGCCUCUCAAAGCGUCUGAGCACCGCCUUGCUGUCCAUGGAACACACCACCCUCAACGGUGACCAUGAGCACCACUACCCUGGCUGCGUGAACAUCUCAUUUGCCUACGUGGAGGGUGAGUCCCUGCUGAUGGCCCUGAAGGACAUUGCCCUGUCUUCCGGUAGUGCCUGUACUUCAGCCUCUUUGGAGCCCAGCUACGUUCUGCGCGCCCUGGGUAGCAGUGAUGAGAGUGCCCACAGCAGUAUUCGAUUCGGUAUUGGUCGUUUUACCUCUGACUCUGAGAUUGACUACGUUAUCAAGGCUGUCCAGGAGCGUGUAGACUUCUUGCGUGAGCUCAGCCCGCUCUGGGAGCUUGUGCAGGAGGGUAUUGACCUGAACACAAUCGAGUGGAGCCAGCACUAA